AUGGUUAGGAUUAUUGACAACUGUAUCUUCAAAUCAAAAACACUUUCUGGUCGAACUUUCGUUGCUAAUGAAAUUGAGGAGUGUAACAACCUCUCUAGUCUGUACUGUAUUAUGCCGUUCAAAAAAGUCUCAUGCGCUCCAAUCGUACGUAGGUCCCUUGACGAUAAUGCAGCGAUGAAUAAUUCUCCACCCCUUGCAGCCGCCUUACUCGCCGCCUACAAAUACCAGGCCGAAUCAGUUCAGCGAUUGUCCCGCUAUUGUAUGGUCAUAGACUCUGGCUACUCUUUCACUCAUCUACUUCCAAUGGGAGACGGGCGAAUUAUGUCUGAUUUUGUACUACGUCUCAGUGUUGGUGGGAAAAUUUUGACGAAUCGUCUGGUCGAAAUUGUCUCAUAUCGUCAUCUGGAUGUGCGUAGCGAGGUGUACAUAAUGAAUCAGUGCAAAGAGGACGUUUGCUACGUCUCCACAGAUUUUUGGGCUGAUCUUUCGACAGCCAAGUCCCUUGACGAUAAUGCAGCGAUGAAUAAUUCUCCACCCCUUGCAGCCGCCUUACUCGCCGCCUACAAAUACCAGGCCGAAUCAGUUCAGCGAUUGUCCCGCUAUUGUAUGGUCAUAGACUCUGGCUACUCUUUCACUCAUCUACUUCCAAUGGGAGACGGGCGAAUUAUGUCUGAUUUUGUACUACGUCUCAGUGUUGGUGGGAAAAUUUUGACGAAUCGUCUGGUCGAAAUUGUCUCAUAUCGUCAUCUGGAUGUGCGUAGCGAGGUGUACAUAAUGAAUCAGUGCAAAGAGGACGUUUGCUACGUCUCCACAGAUUUUUGGGCUGAUCUUUCGACAGCCAAAUCAAAUCCAAACAAAAAUCCUAUCCUGCGCGAAUAUGUUCUUCCUGACUACGCAGAAGUUCACCGUGGCUACGUUAGGGAUCCAAACGCUGAUGGUGGCACCAUUCAGAGCAAUUCUUCAGGCACCAUGGGUUUUAAACGAUCUACCCAACAGGGUUACGUGUUGCGGCUGAACAACGAGCGUUUCACAGUUCCGGAACUAUUGUUUCACCCAGGAGAUGUUGGCUACCGUGAAAUGGGUUUAACAGAAGCCAUAGGCUACCUGAUGUGUGAGCGUUUGCCACCCGCUGUGCGGCCAGGUGCAUGGGCAAAUUGUCUGGUUAUCGGAGGAAACGCUCGCUUUCCUGGAUUCUUGGAGAGACUAAAGUUGGAUUUGCGUUGCCUACCAGCAGACGACCUAGCCGUCAACGUUUUUUCACCAACUAAGGAAUGGGCUGUUGUGAAGAUGAAUAUUGAGGUUUAUGGACGGCAAGCGCUGCUCGGUGGACAUCUUGGGCCUAGUAUUGGUGUAUUAUCUCGUCUUUGGAAGUUUCAGUAUCUACUGAUCCAUGACAAUACGAUGCAAUUACUUGAUCUUCUAAACAAAACAGAUUGUGAUUUCCGGGAACACUUAGACGAUACACUUGUUAAUCGCCUAUGCAGUGCUGUCGCUUGCCAUGGUGCAGAACACGGAGGUAUUUUCCAUUCCGGAGAUUGGGAACAACAGCUUGGCAAAUUUUUUUCUACAGCGCAGAUUGAACGUCUUUGUGGUGACGAAAAUGGUAUGAAAGUGCUCAAACUCAGUUUUGUUGUGCUGCUUAGCUAUGGGAAUUGUGCCUCAUCUGAGCUAUCCAGCAUCCGCCAGAUUUUUGAAUCGUACCUGUCAACAACACACUUUCCAAAGUUCGGUAUUGCUAUCCUUGAAGCGACUGAUUGUUAUCUGAAAAGAUGUUGUACCUUGGCAGACCUCGGAGUUGUUGAUAGUAUAUUUGAUGACGCAGUUCCUCAGCUACUUCACAACAGUAUUCUUUGUAGGAGCAACAUCCAUCAAAGACAGUUUUUCAUAGAGUUGCUAGCUCACCUUUGUGUGUACAAUCAGAAUUCUUCUCAGACUGGAUGCCCCAACCGAAUCAUCCACUUGCUGACUGGCCAACUCUGUGAACUCACAGAAUUCAGCUUAUCGUUUCUGUUUAGACUUAACAAAAUCGCGUCUACUUUUUCCGUCUGUAUGUUUCCGAUUUCGUUACCUUCUAAAUUUCCUUUAAAUGAAACGAACGUUCAGAAUUGCUCUCUUCCUUAUCUGGCGAACAUCUUGUUUCUUUUCUGCAUGGAACUGCUGAACUUUGAAGAUGAUUUGGACAUAAUUUCACUGUUUUCGCAUUUCAACCCGUUUCCUGUACUUUGUGCCCAAACGAUUGGUGUGUACCUGCGUUCUGGGAUGCACGUAUCCGGUGACCUAUGGAAUCGUGUUGUCAGUUCAUGGUCCGAAGCUGUUGUGGAUAAUAUUGCUAAUAGUGCAUUCAUUUGUAAGAUCAUAAAUCCCGUAACUAAUGCCUCCGUAGGAUCAGGAAGACACCAAAACCAUGUGAAGAUUGAGUGCAAAAUUCUUAACCUUGUCUGGACGGAAGUAUUUUCAACCGAAUCUGCUGAAUCUCAGACGCAUCGUUUGCGGCUGGUCAAGCUGCUCAGGGUUCUCGUACAUCCCGAACUGGGGGCGACGCAACUGGACGGAUGGUUAGAGCGACUUUGGUUUCAUAUUGAGAAGCUUAGUGCUUGCUUAAGCGAUAGCGAGUCAGUCGCCGAACUGGAGGCGGUACUUUGCCUUGGUGUUGAGAUCUGUCGUAUCCUGUUCGCGCAAGGACAGAAUAAGUCCGUAGUGAGUUAUGUGCAUAAGUUGCAUGCACUUACAAUCCGUCAUAAGGAUGGUACACUAUUUUAUCCAUGUAUGCAUACACUUGCACAGCUAAUCAGGGAGACAAAACUUCCUGUUAACCACGGAGAUUUUAGCGUAAUCCUUUUUUCAAGCUUGGAGUGUAUACUGUGCUCGUCUGGGCCAGAAAACGAAGUUCUCUUCUGGGAUCGUGAGACAUUAGCUAGAGACUGUUCAAAUAUCCUUUUGGACCUUACAGUAGCAGCUGAUUGGCCCGAUUCCACACAAGCUGGGUUUGUCCAGUUGAUGACAAGCUUAUUGAGUAAUGAUCCGGAGCCUUGCGCCGUACCACUUCAGUUUGACUGUCGGAUCACACUACUUUGUGUGUAUCUCCGCUUCGUUGCUUCCCUUCUGCGCUGCCCGAUCAAAGACGCCACACAAUCUAUCGAUUGGCUACUGCAUGCUGGCUCGUAUUUGCUGAAUUUCAAUACAUCCGAAUAUGUUGGUUGGGAAUUCACUGUUCGGGAGGCGGUACAACAUUCGUAUGAUCGGCUGCUUCAGAUGGACGAGAUAGCUCAGCGGUUAGAGCGCGAACUUACUGACCGGAAGGUCCGAGGUCCGAAUCCGAACUCUGGCUAUCUUGGUUUGAGCAACCUGGCAGUAUCCCAGAUCUCAUGCCUUCUUCCGUUGACAUGGGUGCAUGAUAUGAAUGCCCAAUGUGGACGACUAAGCCCGAGAGAAGCACAACUAAGGGGUAUAUUUGAAGUCAAUGCUCAGCGCAUGGAUAGCGUUGAGCGAGUGGUUUAG
Molecule: messenger RNA, 3498 nt
Organism: Opisthorchis viverrini
Lineage: Eukaryota; Metazoa; Platyhelminthes; Trematoda; Opisthorchiida; Opisthorchiidae
Exons: 12
Coding region: 1-3498 (1165 amino acids)
Cellular component (GO): Swr1 complex
Molecular function (GO): nucleosome binding
Source: RefSeq, a predicted model, not a curated record